AUGUUCCCUCACCCGAAGGACACCCUGAUGCCAACCCGAGGUCUUGAGGCACCCGAGGCAGGCAUGAUGCCGCACCAUCCUGCGCCUUUCAUGAUGCAUCACCCGCAAUUCCGCCGCGCUCCCAUGAGCAUGAGCAUGUCUUCUCGCCUCAACACUGGCGAUAUCAGACUGGAGGAUCCUGCGCUGACCAUGCAUGCAUUCCAGCAACCUCGCCCACCUUUCAACGGCCCCGGCUACAUGCCGAACGGCGCUCCUGGUGGCCACCAGAACCCCGGUCCUGUCCCCGGCGCUACACCCCUACUACCCAACCAAGGCCGAGUCUUGCAGAGCGGUCCGAUUCGAGUGCUGUGCAUAGCCGACGUACGAGGAAACCUGCGAUCCCUGAACGAUCUUGCGAGACAGGCCCGAGCGGAUCAUAUCAUUCAUACUGGUGAUUUCGGUUUCUACGAUGACACGUCCUUGGAGCGCAUUGCGGAAAAGACCUUGAAGCACGUUGCCCAAUACUCCCCACUGAUUCCUGAGCACGUCAAGAAGUCCAUCAGCCAGGGCGGCCCCGGUCCCGUCAAGGCGCGAUUCGCCCCGCAUGAGUUGCCCUUGUCCGAGCUGUCGAUGCUCAUUAAUGGCCAAGUCAACCUCGAUGUUCCUGUCUAUACCGUGUGGGGCGCCUGUGAGGACGUCCGCGUGCUGGAGAAGUUCCGAUCUGGCGAGUACAAGGUCCCGAACCUGCACAUUAUCGACGAGAACCGAUCCAUGCUGCUGGAGAUUGGUGGCGUUAAGCUCCGACUCCUCGGUCUCGGUGGUGCUGUUGUAAUGCACAAGCUCUUCGACAAUGGCGAAGGAAGAACCACGAUCGCUGGUGGACAAGGUACCAUGUGGACGACACUACUGCAGAUGGGCGAAUUAGUCGAUACUGCCAACCGCGUUUACGACCCGACCGAGACUCGCGUCUUCGUCACUCACGCUUCCCCAGCCCGCGAGGGUAUCCUGAAUCAGUUGUCUGUCAGUCUCAAAGCAGACUUCUCUGUCUCUGCUGGUCUUCACUUCAGAUAUGGAAGCUCCUACAACGAGUUCAGCGUGAACCCCACCCUCGAUCACUACCGCGGAAAACUUGCCGCCUCGAAGGCGUCAUUCAAUGACGUUUGGGAUACGGUCAAGAAUGAGGUCGAGCCCGCGAUUUCUCAGAACGACGCCCAGCAGAAUCUGCUUAAGAAUGCGCUGAGCUUGGUCGAGAAAAUGCCGACGACUGCUGCGGGUGGCAACCCAUUCGGUGGCCCAGCCGGUGCCCCGGGUUCCCUCGGUCAGGUAGACGAGAGCGCGUUCAAGAACAUGUGGAACUUCAACCUGGCAGACGCAGCUUUCGGCUGGCUGGUUCUGGAGAUUCAAGAUGGCCGCAUAGGCACCGAAAUGCGGGCCCAAGGGUUCAACUUCUCGCACCGAGGGGCCAAGCAACAGUCCGGCGUACAAGGCUCUUCUCAGUCUCCGGCUCCGGUAGCCAGUGGUCUGCCCCCUACUGCCCCUGCCGCAUCCUCCGCGGCGCCUCCUUCUGGCCCGCAGAGAAAUGUCUCUACGACUUCGCAGCCUCCCAAACCCGCGGCUGCUACUCCGCUACAGACUAAGCCUGCCACACCUAAGCCUGCUUCGCCCGCUCCUGGCGCUGCAGCUAGCAAGGAGAACGAAAAGCCCGCCGGUACUAAUGGCACGGCUAACGGACCUGAAUCUGCACCAUCUCCGGCACCACGACCUACCGCAGACAGCAUCAUUGGCCUUUUCGUUAUGAACGUUCAAAGUGAUGAACAGACACGUGACCUCUUCCCUGAAGAGCAACGGGCGAAGAUCGUCAAGAUUGACAAGUGGGGAAACAACAGCAACAACAAGGUUGCCCAUUUCCGGAGUGUUGAUGACAGAGAUGCCGCUCUCGAAAGUCUGGAUCCCGAAUACAGACACCGUCAUUCCGAGGACCGAUCGAAGCCCUUGGUUAAGUUAUUCCAGCCGCGGGAGAACAACAAGCCGUUCGGCGGCCGAGGUGGAGCAGGCAACUGGGGCAGUAGCCGAGGCCGAGAUGGUACCAGCGGCUACCGUAGCGCUGGUGACCGUGGAACCGUGAGCGGCGGCGAGAGCGGACCCGAGAACGGUCGCCAACGCGGUGGUCGAGGCGGUUCGCGUGGUGGCAGAGGUGAUCGGGGCGGACGAGGUGGCAGAGGCGGUCGUGGAGGCAUGAACAAGGGAGAAGGCGGCACUGCCUCACCAGCCCCGGCGGGCGGCGAUGCGUGA
Messenger RNA from Anthostomella pinea, 2271 nucleotides. NCBI's taxonomy places the organism in Eukaryota, Fungi, Ascomycota, Sordariomycetes, Xylariales, Xylariaceae. The record is from the annotation of a GenBank genome assembly.